Messenger RNA from Pararge aegeria (speckled wood butterfly), 1611 nucleotides. RefSeq lists its product as uncharacterized. Gene Ontology annotation, biological process: GPI anchor biosynthetic process. Lineage: Eukaryota; Metazoa; Arthropoda; Insecta; Lepidoptera; Nymphalidae. Gene Ontology annotation, cellular component: glycosylphosphatidylinositol-N-acetylglucosaminyltransferase (GPI-GnT) complex. The record is from RefSeq and is a predicted model, not a curated record. The transcript is spliced from 4 exons. Bases 78 to 737 code for a protein of 219 amino acids.
UAUAUUUUCGAAAUUAGUCGCCGGAACAUUGUAAAUAAAACUUUGCUGGCUGAAAUUCAAUCUAUAACUUGAAAAAAAUGACAAAAAAGUACCGAAUAAUACACCACGAAAAUGUUGACGGCGCAGAAAUUGGCCUUAGAGUGGAUUAUCAGAACUCGCCUUAUUCUCAACGAUAUACAAUAUAUUACAGAAACGGCGAAAGGAAUUCCAUUUUGCCGUACCCGAUUUUUAUGCUUGGUCUAAUGAAUGCGGUCAUAUUCAUUUGCGGUUGUUGUUGUCCGGAGGUUAAUUUCGUGAUAUUUUCAUUAUUUCUCUUCAUAAUUCUCAUUUGGUUAACACAUACCGCUCAUACAGAAACUGUUUUGGUCAUUCCAACAGUUGGUAUUCAAUGUUCGGUGGAGUACAUGAUGGGGACGAAAACCAAUUUUGUGCCCUGGUCAAGCAUUGAGGAUGUGAUAGUAAAUGAAGUUAUCAAAUUGAAUCAAGUUAUUUGCUUUUUGACUAUAGUGCUCAAACCGUCGGGAAAUAAUCGGACGCAGUCAAGGAAAUUGAUACCAUUAUUUAAGAUCACAAAACCUAGGGCACUUAUACUGGAAACAUUGUAUUUGGAGUUGCAAACAAUGUUGAUGACACCAGAGUGCACGGAUCCCGACAACGCGAUUGCUCGUUUGAAUCAUCGAUUUAAAAUUCGUCACGCACUUUUCCUACUGAAGCGGAGUAAGGGUGCUGAGAAGUAAGAGAAUUGAUUAAAUUUUUUUUCUUAUUGUCACAAAUCGAAGAAAUAUUUACUAUAGUGUCCUACCUCACAUUCAUCCUGUUGCUACUCGUAACUCCCAACCGCCCUUAUUGUUACAAAUCGAAUAAAUAUUUACUAUAGUGUCCUACCUCUCACAUUCAUCCUGUUGCUAACUCCUAACCGCUAUACCCCUAACAGAUUAGCCCGCUACCAUAUUGGAUAGAAGCAAGCGUUUCUUUGCGGAUUUUUUGGCAAUUUAACAAUUAUUCAUCUCCUGAGGUCAUUUUUAGAUGGGUACUAUGGGUUAUGUAAUCCCCUCCCAAUAUGAGAAGGGGUUAAGGCCGCAGUCCACCACUUUAGCCAAGUGCGUAUUGGUGGACACACACCUUUGUGUAUAUCACGAUGUUUUUUUGUAUCAAUAUCAACAACCUGUCAUCGAAAGUGUAUAGGAAAAAGUAGUUCCAUUUUUAUCCGCAAUAUGGCGACGAUUCAAGAUCCAACCUACAAAUUAAGCAGGCCACCUACACUACAUUCAAAGUCAAAUUCAAAGUCAAAUAUUUCUUUAUCCAAAUAGGCAAAUAGAUGGCACUUUUGAUGCGUUGAUAAAAUUCUAGUCUUUAAACAGCCCGCUAUCACUUUUGAUUAUUCUUGACUUACCUUGGUGAGAUAGUUAAGGGAUAACUUGUAGUGGAUAAAAAAAAAAUCAAUCGACAAAUCACAAACCAACGGAGAUUAUAUUUCAUUCCUAUAUAAGCGAUAUAAAUGUUAAUGGAUGUUAAUUAAAAUGUUAUUAGUAAAGAAUCAUAAAUUCUGUAGUAGAAUUUUGUUAGUAAUUAGAUAUAUUGCGUAUUUUUGUUAGUUAUCAUUUAGUAUAU